Messenger RNA from Amaranthus tricolor (Joseph's coat), 1580 nucleotides. Its product is annotated as probable galacturonosyltransferase-like 1. The record is from RefSeq and is a predicted model, not a curated record. Lineage: Eukaryota; Viridiplantae; Streptophyta; Magnoliopsida; Caryophyllales; Amaranthaceae. The coding region runs from base 191 to 1189 and encodes 332 amino acids. The transcript has 2 exons. Gene Ontology annotation, molecular function: glycosyltransferase activity. Gene Ontology annotation, cellular component: Golgi apparatus.
CUACAAUUCUUCCUUCUUUUCAUUUUUUUUUUUCAAAAAUUUUAAUAACCUUUUCCCUUGGCCUCUCAUAGUACAAGUACCAGAUCUACUAAUAAACAUUACCUCCAAUCAUUUCAUACACCAAACAACAACUCCACCACAUUCCACACUCCCUACUCACUACUUGGAAGUACCCCAAAACGUCAUGUAAAUGGCUCCAACAAUCCUCCUCCUCGGGUUUAUCCUAACAUUCUCUUCAACAAUCCACCCAAACACCGCCCUCUCAUUCAAAGAAGCCCCAAAAUUCUACAACUCACCAAACUGCUUAGGCCAAGAUGACCCAAUCCACAUUGCCAUGACCCUAGACUCCACUUACCUCCGUGGCUCAAUGGCCGCCAUCUUAUCCAUCCUACACCACUCCACGUGUCCCGACAACCUCCGAUUCCACUUCAUCUCAGCCUCCUCAAUCACAACCAACCGCGAUCUUAACCGUACAAUCGCAACCUCGUUUCCGUACCUUACAUAUUACAUGUACUCAUUAAAUGAUUCCACAGUUUCUGGUCUUAUUUCUACGUCUAUACGUUCUUCUCUUGAUUGUCCCUUAAAUUAUGCUAGAAAUUAUUUAAGUACUCUGUUGCCAAACACAGUGAGAAAAGUAGUGUAUCUUGAUAAUGAUGUUGUGUUGGUGGAUGAUAUUGCUAAACUUGCGGCUACUGAACUUGGUGAGGAAGCCGUGUUAGCUGCGCCUCAAUAUUGUAACGCUAACUUUAAAAAUUAUUUCACGCCUUCUUUUUGGGCUAAUCCUGCUUUAUCUAUGACAUUUGAAGGAAGAAAUGCUUGCUACUUUAAUACCGGUGUAAUGGUGAUUGAUUUAGAGAGGUGGAGAAAAGGAGACUUCACAACAAAAAUAACAGAAUGGAUGGAAUUACAAAAGAGGAUGAGAAUUUAUGAGUUGGGGUCUUUGCCACCCUUUUUGUUGGUAUUUGCAGGAAAAAUAGCACCCGUUGAUCAUCGUUGGAAUCAACAUGGGCUUGGUGGUGAUAAUUUUAAUGGGCUUUGUAGGGAUCUACAUCCAGGCCCAGUUAGUCUUUUGCAUUGGAGUGGUAAGGGUAAACCUUGGGCCCGUCUUGAUGCUGGUCGACCUUGUCCAUUGGACUCUCUUUGGGCCCCAUUUGAUUUAUUACAGACUACUUCUUCACUUGAUUCCUGAUAUAUAUUGUACAUUCUAUCAUCUACACCCUACAAGUAGGAUGUUAGGAUGCAUAUAUAUAGCCUUAUAGAAAGAACCAUGUAUGUAUCUAAAUUUUGCUAUUUCCACAAGAUUACGACCAUUUUCACAUGUAAUAUACCAAGUUAAACUUGGUUUGUAGUCAUAUGAUCCAUCUUAAUAGCAAAGGGGUUCUUUGGGAUGCGUAUCCUAACUCCGGAAAGCCAUUAUUAAAGUCUACUAUGAACCCAUAUCAACUGAUAAGCACUUGCUAUAUAUAAUUAUAUAUACAAAAUAUUAUUGUAGUUACUCAAUUGUGACUUUGAUUAUCAUCCAACUUGUAGAUAACAAGGUAUCAAUGCUUUAAUAAAGGGCAAAUAUUUUUUUUUUUUUU